Messenger RNA from Fraxinus pennsylvanica, 366 nucleotides. The record is from the annotation of a GenBank genome assembly. NCBI's taxonomy places the organism in Eukaryota, Viridiplantae, Streptophyta, Magnoliopsida, Lamiales, Oleaceae.
AUGCAGCUAGUCGAGGACAGCAACUACUCCAGAUUAAGCACAGAAGUGGCUGAGAAGAGCCAUCAACCGAGGAACAUGAGAGGAGAGGAACUCCAGGAAUUGAGUAUUGAAGAGUUGCAAAAGUUAGAGAAAUCGCUUGAAACCGAGUUGAGCUGUGUGAUAGAGAAAAAGGAUGAAAAAAUCAAGAAAGAGAUCAAUCAGCUUAAUCAAAAGGGAAUGCAACUCAUGGAAGAGAAUGACCGCCUAAGACUGCAGGUGGAUAUAUCGAAAGGUCAGAAAAACACUGCUGCAUCUGAUACAGUGAACAUAGUCGAGGAGGAAGGUCAAUCAUCGGAGUCUGUUACUAAUGCUGGCUGCCAUACUUGA